This is a messenger RNA of Lolium perenne, 1024 nucleotides long. RefSeq names its product E3 ubiquitin-protein ligase ATL41-like. The record is from RefSeq and is a predicted model, not a curated record. NCBI's taxonomy places the organism in Eukaryota, Viridiplantae, Streptophyta, Magnoliopsida, Poales, Poaceae.
CCAAAAGGCGACGUUUGACGAAGUUGGUGAGCUUCGACCAAGUUGAUGCGUCAGUGACAUGUGGGGUAUGUCGAAAACGAAGGGCGGCAACGAGUUCUUUAAAGAUCGAUAUACUGAAGAGAAUCGAAUUUGCAACUUGUGACUACCUUCGGAUAUAUAGUCCAGUCACACUAGACUGCCACCACUGUGUACGUACGUAGGCAUUAUCGCGCAUUGCGUAGCGUGCGCCAGGCAGCAUUCAGCAGCAGCCAUGACACCGUUUGCUCCUCCUUACAACACCAACGUCCUCCUGGCCGCGGUCACCGCGCUCUCGGCGGCGAUCGCCUUCGUCGCCGCGCUCCACCUCUACGCCCGCUGCUUCCUCCAGCAACGUGCCGCCGCCACCUCCACGACCAACCCACACGCGCUGGCGCUGCAGCGGCCGCCGGACGGCUACGGCUACGAGCUCCACGCGAUCAGCGUCGUCGUCGACGCCGCGGUGUGCGCUCCGGACGAGGCGGCGGGGCUGGGCGCCAAGGAGCUGGGCGCUCUUCAGGUGCUCGUGUGGGAGUCGUCGUCCGCCAAGGAGAAGGAGGCCACCUUCGACGAGCAUUGCGCGGUGUGCCUCGGCGAGAUGGAGGACGGCGAGCUGGGGAGGCUGCUCCCGGCGUGCCGCCACGUCUUCCACGUCGGCUGCAUCGACGCCUGGCUCCGCCUCAGCUCCACGUGCCCGGUCUGCAGGUCGGCGGUGAGGACGGAGCUGGGUGCGGCGGCUCCGGCGGCCGCCGUGGAGCCAUUGAGCUACUGUUGAGCUGCCCAGUGCCGGAAUGCCAAUGUAUGUAUAUCAGGGCCGGUAAAUAUAUAUGUUUGGACUUUGGACUGGACCCUCUCUCGCUUAGGUAAAAAGAAAGUAUGUGUAGUUCCUAUGAUUUUGGUUCUAGUUUAGGUUACUUAAUUCCAUCCAGGCUCCGAAAUUUCCAGACUAGAUAUACAUACAGGAAUAAGUUUAAGUAAAAAAAAAACUACCAUGAAAAGUUAAAAACAU